This is a messenger RNA of Knipowitschia caucasica, 3792 nucleotides long. The record is from the annotation of a GenBank genome assembly. Lineage: Eukaryota; Metazoa; Chordata; Actinopteri; Gobiiformes; Gobiidae.
AUGCUCUUCCCACACAGGACGGAGCGCCGCGACUCAUCACUGAACCACGGUGAAAACGAGAAAAGAAAAACGCGAAAAGACUUAUUGCGCUGUCCCGUCAGUCCACAUCGGGCUCGGAGAGAAGCUACAGCUGCCAUGUCCCGCAGGAAGCAGAGCAAACCCCGGCAGAUCAAACGGUCCAUGGGCGAUCUGGACGGCGGGGAGGAGAACAUCACGGACAAUUUGAGCCUGUCGGGAGAAGAGGGCGGGGCUUCAGACCCAGACGACUCGGCGGAGGACAGAGAGAGCGCCAGUCCACAGCCGCACACGCCCGGCUACAGCGAAGAGCACCACAGCCAGGACUCGCGAGGCGGUCCGGAAGAUGAAGAGCCGGUGGAUGAACGGGCCCCGAUAUCGAGCUGUGAGGAAGACGAGGAGGAAGGAGAGGAGGAGACUGAUGGACGGCAGUGGAAAGGACCAGAUGAGCUGCAGAUGAGUGAAGAAGGCGGUGUUUGCACCAUCUGCACUUGCAGGCCUCUCCAACAGGACACAGAGUGGGGGCCCUAUCCUGGAACAGUCCAAUCAGAGAGCAGCACAAAGAACCAGGAAGCACAGGGCACCACAGUGACUAUGAGUUGUGAGGAUGAAAAUUGUUGGAUCACCAGACUUCCUUUAACGGCAGAUGCCCGAUCUGCCAACUGCACCGUUUACAGCGACGGUGCGGAGUUGUUCUGUAAGUUGACAAGAGACCUCGAGGCCGGAGAGAGUCUUCUGGCUGUGCUCUCUGGACGCCCCAGCUCCCCCACAGACCCCCAGGAGCAGCUGUCUCCUCCUCUGAGCCUGGUCACUCUCAAACAGCAGGCCCUGCUGAAGGAGGAGGGUGUUUACCCUGCUGCCCUUCACUCAGAGAUCCAGCUGCUGCCUCAGCAGGCAGGCAUGGCAGCCAUCUUAGCCACUGCUGUUGUCAAUAAGGACAUCUUUCCUUGUAAAGAUUGUGGAAUCUGGUAUCGUAGUGAGCGGAACCUUCAGGCACACCUGAUGUACUACUGCGCGAGCCGUCAGAAACAGCCCGCUGCUGCGUCCUCCCCUCCACAGGACAAACCAAAGGAUCCCUACCCCAACGAACGCAUCUGCCCUUUCCCACAGUGCAACAAGAGCUGCCCCAGCGCCAGCUCUCUAGAGAUCCAUAUGCGCACACACAGCGGAGAACGUCCAUUUGUUUGUCUCAUCUGUCUAUCGGCAUUCACCACAAAAGCAAACUGUGAGCGACACCUCAAGGUCCACACUGACACUGUCAAUGGUGUGUGCCUGGGCUGCGGCUUCGUCUCCACCACGAGAGAUAUUCUGUACAGCCACCUGGUAACCAGCCACAUGGUGUGCCAGCCAGGCUCCCACAGUGAGGUCUACUCCCCGGGACCAGGCCUGCCUAAAUUACCUUUAUCCAUUGGUUUAAGUCCUGGAGACUCAGGAGUGGUGUUGAAAUGCCAGGUGUGUGGACAUAACUCGGACUCCCCUUCUCAGCUCCAGCAACAUGUUCGUACUCAUCUGGAAGUGCGGGUUCCUGCCGAGAGAAGCCACACACCACGCCAGAGUACUCCAUCUUCAGACCAUGCACAACCUGAAGACUCCCCAAAUGAGAAGGAGCCAGUGGCCUGCGUCCCAAAACCAGAGUCUUCCAGUCCUGGAACCAACGGGAGUGCUGCCACAUCCCCAGUUCCUGAAGCAACCUCAAGCCUUCAAAUCAAAGAGGAGCCUCAGUCGGACACAGAGGACCAGCAUAUGGAGGUCACUGAAGACGGAGAGGAGGCGUCAGACACAGCACCAAUGAAGGAAUCCAGGAGAGAAUCAAUGCAACGACGAUUAUCAAACUCCUCAAAUUCUCCUAAAAGUCCAACCCCCACUGUGAAAGCAGAACCCACCAGCCCGACUCCGGGUUCAAGCCCUGCACACGUUGGAGGAGCUGCGUCCGUUCUUCCUGGCGGAGCCUUGUUUCUGCCCCAGUACAUGUUCAACCCUGAGGCAGCCAUUUUACCCCAGGCCUCAGAGAUUCUGGCCAAAAUGUCAGAGAUGGUCCACAGUCGAAUCAAACAAGGCCAGACACUGCCUCCAAACAGUCCCACCGCAUUUUUCCCUGCUGGGCCUACAGCUCCCACUGCAUCUGCCACCCCUCCUCUUAAAGGGGCGACCUGCUUUGAGUGUGACAUCACCUUCAACAACAUCAAUAACUAUUAUGUACAUAAGAGACUGUACUGCUCUGGUCGACACCAAACAGAGCCCAGCACAGCUCCCACGAUUGUGCCUGCUGCAGGAGCAUCCACUUCUCCACAAGGGGGUGCUACAAGCAGAGCAGCCUCAGCCUCUCCCACUCACUCUGACCCUCCUGCAGCCAGUGGAGCAGAGUGCAGAGGAAGAGUGGAGGUGAAAGUUGAGACUCCAAUUGUACGAGAGGAAGUGAGCUCCUCUCCUGAGGCAGAGGGGGGCGCUGUGGGUGCAGGAGGUGGCAGAGCCAGUGAAGACAGCCAGAGCCCUGCCAGUGGAUCUGCAGAAGACCCUGAGGAUGAUCCCAACCGGACCUUCUGUGUGGCCUGCAACAUUCGCUUCAGUCGUCAUGAGAAUUACACUGUUCAUAAGCGCUUCUACUGUGCAUCCCGCCAUGACCCCUCCAACCACCGCUCUGGGCACAUGGCCAGAGUCAACGCCUUCAUGCCUCAACCCAUCCGCACUCGCAAGAGGAAGAAGAUGUAUGAGAUCCACAUGGCCCGCACCCAGGCCCUCGCUGCUGCUGCGGCUGCUGCUACUGCUGCCUCUUCUGCUGCGGCUUCAGCUCCUUCGCCCUCAGUCCUGGGACUUCCACUGCAGCAUGAGGUGUCUCCUAAUGGGAGAGAGGCCUCCAGUCCAGAGGGAGACGGCCCUAUGGACCUUAGCAAAAGGCCUCGUCGGACUGACGCGAGCCGACAGAGCAACAGCCUUGUUCCUGCUCUUCCCCUCUCAGACUAUCACAAGUGCACUGCUUGCAGCAUUAGCUUCAACAGUAUCGAGAACUAUCUGGCUCAUAAGACCUACUACUGCCCUGCGACCUCCAUCCAGGCCCAGACACUGGAGCAGCUCCACAGACUCAAAAGAUCAGCCUCUACCUCUCCAAAGAGCAGGUCAGACCUUCCCCACCCAGGAGAAGCCAAGGUUUCCCCUUUAGAGAAAGCCGGCGUUACCUCACCCAGUGCUUACCCCGCUGCCAUUUCACCCGCUGAUGCCGCCUCCAAAGGGUCAGGGGCCUCUUCCCCACUGGUCUGUCCAUACUGUCCCAACAGACCGGUCACUGGUAAUCUUAUGGAGCACUUCCGAAGUGUCCAUGGGCUCGUAGUGAAAGUCAAGUCCCCUAGAGAUAUGAGCCCCUGCAGCAGUCCCAUGGAUGAGGCUCGCACCACGCCCUCUGAGCCGUCAGGGGGGCCCUCGCUCACACCGUUCCACAGAGACCGCGUCAAUGGACAGACAACAGGCGGAACAGCUUCCCCACAGUUAAAUGGAGGCCCUUCUGCUGAGGGCUCACGUUCAUCUGGUUCUCCGCAGCCUCUGUCUCCUCCCAGAGCAUCUUCUCUUACAGUGUCCCCCCUCCCGGAGAUAAAGAAGGAGUCCCACACAGCAGACGAGGCCUUUUGUCCUGUGCCUCCUCCCAAAACCCAGGUGAUCUCUCCAGUCCAGAACGGAAACACUCGCUUCUGUCGUUUGUGCAACAUCAAGUUCAGCAGCCUGUCUACUUUCAUAGCUCACAAGAAGUACUACUGCUCUUCUCACAGUGCAGAACAUGUCAAAUGA